Messenger RNA from Colletotrichum karsti, 879 nucleotides. Its product is annotated as C6 finger domain-containing protein. The coding region runs from base 1 to 879 and encodes 292 amino acids. Lineage: Eukaryota; Fungi; Ascomycota; Sordariomycetes; Glomerellales; Glomerellaceae. The record is from RefSeq and is a predicted model, not a curated record. Gene Ontology annotation, molecular function: DNA-binding transcription activator activity, RNA polymerase II-specific. The transcript has a single exon. Gene Ontology annotation, biological process: regulation of transcription by RNA polymerase II.
AUGGCGUUUCUUCAUCAUGCCGAGUCUCACAUGUCAGAGUUCAUGAACCUGCGCGGCAAUGUGGGACUCAUUAUCGACAUCGCCGUCGAGCACGCGCUUACAGCGCCCCAUCUCCUGGAUCAGUUACUCGCACUUUCAGCGCUUCACCUUUCCACUCAAGACACGGCUUUGGCAUCUUCGUUCAACCGCCAGGCCACAGAGCUGCAAACGCGUGCUCUAGGCUGCUUUGCCGACGCGAAAGAACACAUAUCGGACACCACGUACAUGCCGACCUUUGUCUUCGCAACGCUCUUGGGUAUACAUGUCCUCUAUGAGACACUCCAGAGGGAUUACGGAUCGCUGGCAGGUUUUGUCGAUGGCUUCGUGGGUUACUCACGUCUUCACCGUGGUGUCCGAGCAGUCACCGAGACAUACUGGCCGAAGAUUCUUCAGUCGAACCUCAAACCUCUUCUUUACAUUCCGGUUCUAGCACAACAGGUGGACUCGCAACCGCCCGGUUCCGAAACAGAGCAGUUCAAAGAAUUUCUUGCAGCAUCUCCAGCAGUAUCAGCAUCCAAUAAUGGCUGUCUCCCAGCACUCAGCGGUAUUCAGUGGGUGCUUGAUAUCGCGAGACAGGAACCUUCAAGAUUCGACGUUGGGGUUAAUGCCGUCAUGGCUUGGCCGCUGUGUAUUUCGGAGGAGUACAUCGAGGCGCUUCGCCAACACCAACCAGAAGCUCUCGUUGUCCUGGCGUUCUACGCAGCUACAUUGCACAGAUAUCGACAAUUUUGGGCAUUUGGUACUUCUGGAUCUUCCAUUGUCCAUAUGGUCGCCAACAGUAUUGGUUCAUUUUGGCAAGAUGCUCUGAGUUGGCCACUCCAAGUUUUAAUAGAAAGCUGA